AUGAAUGAACUUUUGUUUAUUGACCGCCAGAAGCCACCUUAUCCUCGCUUGGAUACUUUACAGCAGGCUUUGACCCAUCUUGAAGACGACAUUGACAACACCGCCAACGAAUUGCUACGAUUGGAUCGGCAUUCACGUCGCAUGCAGUUGCUCCCAAUGCUGUACAGUGGCAUCGUUUGGAUCGUCUAUGUUGGAUACUGCUUUUUUGCUUUACGCGAUGCUCAUUGGGACACGAUCACUUUGGCCGUGACACCUGCUAUUGUCAGUCCGUUAUGUAUUCGCUAUGGUCAACGACUUGUAGAAUGGUGGUUCAAGCAGCAUCAGGGACAAGCUCGAAUGAAGCUAGCAUGGCUAAGGGCAAGAUACGAUUCCAAGCUCAACGAAUUGAAAGCCAAAGUACCACCAGACCAUCCUAUUUUGGAGCUAUACCAGACAUCUUCACAACGACCAGGUCAUCAUGCAUUGAUAUGCAACUUUUGCUUUGCUUUCAACGGCCUGGCUACACAUCCUCAGAGCACUCAGUAUGUGUGUCCAAAAUGCCUCAAAUUCAAUACCACCCAUGAUACUCAAGACACCGGGAUGAUCAAAGAGGAAGGAUCUAUCGCAUCACGAGUGAAAAGACGACGUUUAAAGAGUCGGUGA
Messenger RNA from Lichtheimia ornata, 642 nucleotides. RefSeq lists its product as uncharacterized. The record is from RefSeq and is a predicted model, not a curated record. The transcript has 4 exons. Lineage: Eukaryota; Fungi; Mucoromycota; Mucoromycetes; Mucorales; Lichtheimiaceae. Bases 1 to 642 code for a protein of 213 amino acids.